Molecule: messenger RNA, 930 nt
Organism: Odocoileus virginianus texanus
Lineage: Eukaryota; Metazoa; Chordata; Mammalia; Artiodactyla; Cervidae
Source: RefSeq, a predicted model, not a curated record
AUGUGGCCCAACAACAGCGCAGCUCCCUUCUUGCUGACUGGUUUCCUGGGCUUAAAAGCAGUUCACCACUGGAUCUCUCUUCCUUUCUUUAUCAUAUUCCUCUCCAUCGUUUCUGGCAUUGGCAUGCUGCUUUUCCUUAUUUGGAAUGAACACAGUCUUCAUGAGCCCAUGUACUACUUCUGGCUGGCAGGUACAGAUCUUGGGAUGAUGCUAACUAUAAUGCUCACAAUCCUGGGUGUCCUGUUGCUGGAUCGGAGGGAAAUUGCCCAGAGUGCUUGUUUCACUCAAUCCUACUUCAUUCACACACUGGCUAUUGUAGAAUCAGGUAUCUUGCCUGCUAGGGCUUAUGGCCGUUUCAUUGUCAUCCAUAGCCCUCUGAUCAGCUCCAUUCUUACCAUUUCCUGGGUGAUGAAAAUAGGACUGUGGGCAUUAAUGAGGGACUUUGUGUCCAUUGUACCCCCAAUUCUGCCACUCUAUUGGUUCCCAUACUGCCAUUCCCAUGUUCUUUCUUAUGCCUUGUGCCUCCACCAAGAUCUCAUGAAACUCACCUGUGCUGAUAUUACAUUUAAUCAUGUGUACCCAGUUAUUCUGGUUGCUUUGACUUUCUUCCUAGAUGCUCUGAUGAUUCUCAUCUCUUAUAUCUUAAUCUUUAAGACGGUGAGGGGCAUUGCCUCUGGAGAGGAGCGAGCUAAGGCUCUCAACACAUGUGUCUCCCAUAUCAGCUGUGUCCUGGUCUUUUACAUCACUGUGAUUGGCCUGACUUUCAUCCACAGGUUUGGGGCGCAUGCACCACAUGUGGUCCAUGUUACCAUGAGCUAUGUCUACUUUCUCUUUCCUCCAUUCAUGAAUCCUCUUAUAUACAGCAUCAAGACCAAGCAGAUUCAGAGAAGCAUUGUUCGUCUGUUUUCUGUCAGCAGUAGGCUUGCUUGA